UUCCGCCGACGGGCGAUCCCUCCGAACAAGCUCCGGUUUGAUUCCGGCCAUCUUCUCACACGAUGCAACCGAAGGGGAGACCACUGCUUUCCAUCUUGUUCCUCGUCUCCUUCUCCUCUCUCUUCCUUCUCUUCUCCUACCGCUCCUCCUCGUCCUCCUUCCGAUCGUCCAUUCCCCUUUCUCCUACCUCAAACCCUAAUUCCCGCUUCACCUUCAUCAUCAAGGUCCUCACCUACGACCGCAUCGCUUCCCUCCGCCGCUGCCUGCGCUCCCUCGCGGCCGCAGACUACGCCGGCGACCGCGUCCACCUCCACGUCCUCGUCGAUCACUUCCGCGUCGCGAAUGGCUCCUCCGACUCGACGGUCGACAGCCAGCUGGAAGAGUCGCGCCGGAUUUUGGAUCUCGUCGACCGGAUCGGCUGGCCACAUGGGGAGAAAAUUGUCCACUACAGGACGGCCAACGUCGGGCUCCAGGCGCAGUGGCUGGAGGCGUGGUGGCCCAGCUCCGACGACGAGUUCGCCUUCGUGGUGGAGGACGACCUUGAGUUGUCGCCGCUGUACUAUAAGUUCCUCAAAGGGCUGAUCUUGAAGUACUACUACGACCCGGCGAACUUCGAUCCUUCCAUCUAUGGCGCGUCGCUCCAACGGCCGAGGUUUGUUGCUGGCAAACAUGGAAACAGAUUGCAGUUGGAUAACGAAACGCGAAUUUUCUUGUACCAAUUGGUUGGCACAUGGGGUCAGCUUCUUUUUCCAAAACCAUGGAAGGAAUUUCGUUUAUGGUAUGAUGAAAACAAAACCAAAGGAAUCAAGCCAUUUCUACAAGGCAUGGUGACUACAGGAUGGUACAAAAGGUUCGGUGAGAGAAUUUGGACUCCUUGGUUCAUCAAAUUCAUUCAUUCCCGUGGGUACUACAAUAUAUACACAAACUUCAAUCGAGAAAGAGCUCUCAGCAUCUCUCAUAGAGAUGCAGGAGUAAAUUAUGGAAAGACAAUUGGUCCUGAUUCAAGUUUGUUGGAGGAUGAACCUCUCGAUUUCAAACUCCUGGAGCUGCCACCACUGAGGAACUUAAAAUGGUACGACUUCUGUUUUGCGGAAACUUUUCCAGGUAGAGUCGCAGGUAGCUUUGAUGAGCUCAGAUCUAUAGUUCACUCUAUGAAACAGAACAAAUUAGUCGUGAUAAGCUUGUACCAGACGACUGAGAAGAUUGCUAGAAACCUUAUUUGCAAUCUUGAAAAAGAUGGUUUGCUGAAUGUUGUUUUUGUCGGUGGAGAUACAGAGCUCUUGCUUGACCUUGCCAGGAGAGGAUAUGGUGUCAUUGAUUCAAACAAGUUGAUUUCAAGUUUUGGACACGACAAAUCGAUAGACCUCCAACAUGAGGCAGACUUUGUAAGAGAGACUUGGGUUAAAGCCUCUAUCAUCCAGAAGUGCCUCGAAUUAGGCUACGAUACCUGGUUGAUCGAUGGUAAUAUGAUUCCAAAUGGUGGUUCAUUACCUGAGUUGCCAAAUUCUUCGUAUAAUCUUGCUGUUGCGAAAGAUGUUGAGUUUCUGUUUGUGAAGAGCCGCCCAUCCUCUUUAAAGAUUUGGAACGGUGAGUACGUUCACAAGAUGGCAACGGCGAGCAAGUUUCUGUUGGCAAACAAUUCUCAGCUGAUGAGAGACGAAAGUUUCAUGCAUCUCGUUGCGAUGACAUUAGGCGAGAAGGAUAGAUUUGAUCACUCAAGCAUUGGUUUGAAAUUAGGGGAUGCUACUCCGAAACCUUCUGAAAGCAAAGCGAAUAUCAUCUUUUGGGAUCGACAAAUGACAAUGGCUUCGGUGCAAGUGGAGCUUGAAAGGUUCGGAAUGUGGUUGAUUGAUGCGGAAUCCUCCUGUACUUCUGUUGUUUGCCGCAGAUAAUAGAGUCCGACUUCUAAGAGUACAAGCAUCAUGAAACCCACCCUCCAUCGCGCGAGAUACUGCUGCAAUUGAUCCUGAGGCACAAGAGAUCCAAACCGCAUCGAGAUCGAUCGACUUUGCCAACCAUGGCGAGCAUCCAUCCUUGUAAUCCAAUGAAGCUCCAUGUCGAUUACAGUUUAAUUCCUCUGAAAUUAGAUUUGAACUGGUGCUGUCAAACUCUCAAGCAGCUGAUGAAACUGUGUGCAGAGAACCAACUUAAUAGAUAAAUUUGGUGUCCGGUUGCUGCUGCUU
This is a messenger RNA of Zingiber officinale, 2183 nucleotides long. RefSeq lists its product as uncharacterized. The record is from RefSeq and is a predicted model, not a curated record. Lineage: Eukaryota; Viridiplantae; Streptophyta; Magnoliopsida; Zingiberales; Zingiberaceae. The coding region runs from base 63 to 1892 and encodes 609 amino acids. The transcript has 3 exons.